Molecule: messenger RNA, 1906 nt
Organism: Tripterygium wilfordii
Lineage: Eukaryota; Viridiplantae; Streptophyta; Magnoliopsida; Celastrales; Celastraceae
Product: cysteine desulfurase, mitochondrial-like
Exons: 1
Coding region: 134-1555 (473 amino acids)
Biological process (GO): [2Fe-2S] cluster assembly
Cellular component (GO): mitochondrion; cytosol
Molecular function (GO): pyridoxal phosphate binding; cysteine desulfurase activity
Source: RefSeq, a predicted model, not a curated record
CAAACAUAAAAGCCCGGCCCACCAGCUGAGGCGGUCAGGCAUCAACUCGAAAACGACAAAGGGAUUUGCGUUUUAACCUUCCACGUGUCCUACUGCGUGAUUCACACCUCCCCUACUCGAUAAACCCUCUCCCAUGCCCGUAUGUAUACGCUAUCACCGUCUCUCACACAAUCAACGGUGCGCCAUGGCCUCCAAGCUUUUCGCUGCCGCUCUCCGCCGCUCCACCAUCACCACAACAGCCAACCUUUGCAUCCGCCCUCUUUCUACUGCUGCAGCAGCUGCCACGUUGGAGCCUCAAGAGGACCCUACGAGGACCGGCAUAGUAGUGAAAGGGGUUCAGAUCUCCGGGCGGCCACUCUACCUCGACAUGCAGGCCACCUCGCCUGUGGACCCGCGGGUUCUCGACGCUAUGCUUCCUUACUAUGUCUCCCUCUAUGGCAACCCACACUCCCGGACUCACCUCUAUGGAUGGGAGUCGGAGAAUGCCGUCGAGACCGCCCGCUCGCAGGUCGCUGACCUGAUUGGCGCCUCUCCUAAGGAGAUCAUCUUCACCUCCGGCGCUACCGAGUCCAAUAAUAUCUCCAUCAAAGGAGUGAUGCACUUCUACAAGGACAAGAAGCGUCACGUAAUCACCACUCAGACGGAGCACAAGUGCGUCCUUGAUUCCUGCCGCCAUCUCCAGCAGGAGGGCUUCGAGAUUACCUACCUUCCUGUUGGCAGCGACGGCCUUGUGGACUUGCAGAAACUACGGGACGCAAUCAGGCCUGACACCGGUCUGGUUUCCGUGAUGGCAGUGAAUAACGAGAUUGGCGUGAUUCAACCGCUCGAAGAAAUCGGAAAAAUCUGCAAGGAAUUCAAAAUUCCCUUCCACACUGACGCCGCUCAAGCUUUGGGAAAGAUCCCAGUUGAUGUUGACAAAUGGAAUGUUAGCUUGAUGUCCUUGAGUGGCCACAAGAUAUACGGCCCUAAAGGCGUUGGUGCUCUGUACAUAAGGCGGCGGCCUCGUGUUCGGGUGGAGCCCCAAAUGAGCGGCGGAGGACAAGAGAGAGGUUUAAGGAGUGGAACUGUGCCUACCCCGUUGGUUGUUGGGUUUGGUGCUGCUUGCGAGAUUUCAGCCCAGGAGAUGGAGUAUGAUGACAAGAGGAUUGGGGCCUUGCAGGAGAGACUGCUGAAUGGAAUUAGGGCUAAGCUAGACGGAGUUGUGAUGAAUGGGAGCACUGAGAGUCGAUACGCAGGGAAUGUGAACCUAUCAUUCGCAUAUGUGGAAGGAGAGAGCUUGUUAAUGGGGCUAAAGGAAGUGGCUGUGUCUAGUGGGAGUGCAUGCACCAGUGCAAGUUUGGAGCCCUCAUAUGUUUUGAGGGCUCUUGGAGUGGAUGAGGAUAUGGCUCAUACCUCAAUUAGGUUCGGUAUUGGGAGGUUCACCACGGAGGAAGAAAUCGAUAGGGCAGUCGAGCUCACAGUGAAGCAGGUAGAGAAGUUGAGAGAGAUGAGCCCACUCUAUGAAAUGGUAAAGGAAGGGAUUGAUAUCAAGAAGAUACAAUGGACGCAGCACUGAUUGACUGAAGGGUUAAAGCUAAGCAUUUGUAUAAGGGAGGCAGCCACCCUUCCAUCAUCCAGGUUUCUUUCUUGUACACAUCCUCCAGUGUUUGGAUUGUCUUAGUGUGUAAUCUAUGUUUGGUCUUCUUUUCUAGAUAGGGUGAACAAUAUUUUGACAAUAGGAGGAACAAGAGUGCUUUUGUUUGAAAUAAUGUUGAGAAAUAUGUUUGUCGUUGAAAUCGAACAUUGGACAUGCAUAUGCCUAACCCAUUCAAUUGUCAAUCGAGCCAUCUCUCGUUGGUGCUUUGAUGUAGGUUUAAAAGACACUUUGUGGUGUUAAAUUAUUAUGUUGUUGGCUUGUGGUCAGCUA